AAUCUUAUUGUCAAAGUCAAAUAAAUCAACAAACAAUUAGGUGCCGUACGGUACUGAUAAGAGAUUUCAUUGGAAGAUUUUUUGAUUUAAAGAAAGUACUGCUAUAAAUUAUGGCUGAUAUUGUUGAUAACGAAGAAAAUGACCGAGAUACUGUAGAGCCCGAAGAAUUGGAGCAAAUGUUCAGUAAGAAGUAUAAAAUUGUUACGGAACAUGCUGUUUCUCUUCUACACUCGUAUAUACACCGAUUGGACGGAACAAAAUCUCUAAACUUGGCCAUUAGUCUCUCAGACAACUCAAUUGAAAUAUACAAACUUAGUGAUUCGUCACUGCAUCAAGUUUGUCGCUUGCAUGGACACAAGGAGGCAACACUGACACAAGUUGUGUUUAGUCCUAAGGAAGACAAUCUACUGUACUCAACUGGACUUGAUGGACUUGUAAAGCUGUGGGAUAUAAGAGCAGGAGGCUCCUGUGUUUUGGAGUACAAAGAUGAAGAGGAAGAAAUACUGAGGCCAUAUGAAUGCAUGGAUGUAUCCUGUAAUGGCAUAGUGCUGUGUACUGGCAGUCAACUCGUGGACGAUGAUGCUUAUCUGGUCUUUUUCGACCAGAGGAAGCCUAAACCAUUGGGAGGAUAUUGGAACUCUCAUACUGAUGAUGUUACUCAGAUAAAGUUCCACCCGACUCGAAUGGAGAUCCUCGUGUCUGGCUCGCUGGACGGGCUGAUCAACGUGUACAACAUAGUGGAGGAAACGGAAGAGGACGCUCUACUUUACAGCCUCAAUGUUGAGAAUUCCAUCGACACUCUUUCAUGGUUGGAUGGGGAGCACGUGGGCUGCGUCACCCAGUCCAACGACUACCAGCUGUGGAACGCCAUCAGCGGAGACAUCGUCAAGGAAUACGAGAGGGACAAAGUCUCGAGGAGCAUAAAGAGGAGCAAGGAGGACGACUGCUACCUGGUGGACUCGUUCACGUCGGCGGAGGGGCGGCGCGUGCUGCUGGCCGGCUCGCACGCCGGCUCCGGCGACGUGCUCCGCUCCGUGGCAGUAGUGGACAAGAAGCUCCAGCCCUGCUCCAACUUCAAGGACAACAAGCAGGUGGUCCGCAGCUGCUGGUACAGCGCACAGCACGACAUCCUGGUGACGUCAGGCGAGUCUGGGAUACUAUCGGUGUGGGGCGACUGCCAGUCGGAGCCCGAAGCGCCAGAAGUGAGGAAGCUCACGGACUCCCUCAGCAAGCUCCAAGACGGCAGACAUAAGCCCUACUGAAGCAAUCUUAAUCGUUUUGUAAUUAUUUUAUCAACGCCUUUUGUUUUUAUUGUUUUACUUUAAAAUUUGAUCUUCCGUGAGUACGGCUAGAGAAAUGGGCAGGCGAUAAAAUAAGCUAACAGUUAAGUACGUAAACGUAUUUAUAACCAUGACGUCCCGCCACGCCACGCCACGCCCCGCCCCGCCACGCCACGCCCCGCCACGCCCCGCCACGCGGUCGGCAGGAGGCACCGCGGCGGCGACUGUUUGUACAAUAGCGUAGUACUGUGUAAGAUAUCGUCACGUCUGAUUGCGUCAGUAAUACCUUCAGAAAUAAUAUCCUUUAAAUUCGACGCUAUGUGGCGUGCUGUAGCCGCCUGCAGCAAACUGUUCGCGGAUCCGUAUCGUAACAAAACUAUGGUCUGUUCGUUUUUAUUAAAUAAUACUAAUAGUAGUUAUGUCUGUAUGUAGUCAUUAAGUUUAAGUUAGAGUGGUGAAUGUAGUCGCGCGGUAUUGAGCGGCGGUGCCUCCGUGGCCGCACCAGGAGGCGCCCGGCCAUCUCGUACCCGCUAACAUUAAGUGUUUGUGAAUUUGUAUUGUAAACUUAAAGAAUUUGUCAGAUUGUACUUUACCAAUGUUAAGGGUUUACUCUUUAUUGAUCCUGCCGCGUCGUCCCCCCGGCGCAGGACUACUGCGUUGUACUGUGUAACAAGGAAACGACGUGACAUGUCACAUUCCUCCUUCACUUGAUCCAAUAAAUAGUAACUUUCGUAAUAUUAUUGUUUCUGUUUCGGACG
This is a messenger RNA of Bombyx mandarina (wild silkworm), 2038 nucleotides long. Its product is annotated as WD repeat-containing protein 89. Gene Ontology annotation, molecular function: protein binding. NCBI's taxonomy places the organism in Eukaryota, Metazoa, Arthropoda, Insecta, Lepidoptera, Bombycidae. The record is from RefSeq and is a predicted model, not a curated record.